AUUACAUUUUCUGAUAUACCGGUAUAUAUAUGUGCAUGUACUUAUGUUGCUUUAAAAAUUUGAGCUGGUUAGUAUAAGAAUAAGCUCAAGUUUUGUUGCCAGUACAGUGAUGAUAAUUUAAAUUAGAUUACAAUACAUCCCAUUUGAUAAAGCAUGCAUGAAUCAGUUAGUGGGUGGAUACUAUCAAGCUUGAAGCCCAACAUCCACUAUGGCAACUUCGUUGAACGCAACUUUGUGGUUACUUUGAUGUAUGUCAACUUUGUUGCCAAAAGUAGAACAGUGUUCUACUUUUGGCAACAAAAUUUCUGUUGAUUCCAACAAAGCUGCCUAGCGGAUGUUGGGCUUCAUGAUAGUAUAAUAAUGCUGUUUAACAACAGGAGGAAGAGAUAAACUAAUAAUGGAUGACAGGGACGACAACUUCACUUUGUAUGCUGAUAUCAAUGGUCCCCUACUAGCAGCAGUUAUCAGUAUAGAGAUGAUAGGAGGACUCAUUGCUAACUCAUUUGUACUCAUACUGACUAUAUGCCAUAUAAAGACUUGGAAACAACCCUCUACUAUAUUCCUUACUAACAUGCUGAUAUCUAACCUCCUGAUGGUCCUCUUUGUGAUGCCUUUUGCAAUACUUACUUGUUCCAGUGGCCAGUGGUUACUAGGGAAGACAGUGUCUGAAAAGGAAGCAACCUGUAAAGCUAAUGCGUACACUAACAUGUCCAUAUACAUCAUAGCAACACUGAGUCUGGUACUACUCUCCUUUGAUAGAUACUUCUUCAUAGUAAAGUCCUUUGCUUAUCAAAAACACAUGACGUCCAAUAAAGCAGUUAUAAUCAUCAUCAUAUCUUGGAUA
This is a messenger RNA of Amphimedon queenslandica, 844 nucleotides long. Its product is annotated as 5-hydroxytryptamine receptor 7-like. The record is from RefSeq and is a predicted model, not a curated record. Gene Ontology annotation, biological process: G protein-coupled receptor signaling pathway. The annotation marks the transcript as partial. The transcript has a single exon. Gene Ontology annotation, molecular function: G protein-coupled receptor activity. Gene Ontology annotation, cellular component: membrane. NCBI's taxonomy places the organism in Eukaryota, Metazoa, Porifera, Demospongiae, Haplosclerida, Niphatidae.